CUCUUUUCUAAUUUCUAAUUUCUUCAAUGUUACACUCGCUCUCAUUCCUUCCUCCCCAUUUUGACGAUUUCUUUUGCCACCAGGUCUCCACCAUCACCUACUUUGCUGCACCACACCAUCCGACCACCACUACUGCAUUUUCUUAGUUUAGUCACACACCCGUAUGACGAUAUUUGAAUCCCUAUGGGGAAUUCACUGGUUCUCCACUCUUGAGGGUUGGCAUUCACCAAAGAUCAUUAAUCUCCUUCUACUUCAAGAAGCAAGAAGCGACAGCGAACAAAUAGGAAAAAAAAACACAACUUUUGCUUCUAACAGGCACCACCGACACGAUUUAGCCAACCACCACGACCACUUUCCUCUCUGUAAUCCGCCAUUGUCCCACCGUUUAGAGUUUUCUUAUUAG
Messenger RNA from Lactuca virosa, 403 nucleotides. NCBI's taxonomy places the organism in Eukaryota, Viridiplantae, Streptophyta, Magnoliopsida, Asterales, Asteraceae. The record is from the annotation of a GenBank genome assembly.